Messenger RNA from Macrobrachium nipponense, 1226 nucleotides. RefSeq names its product RNA-binding protein lark-like. Gene Ontology annotation, cellular component: nucleus. Gene Ontology annotation, molecular function: mRNA binding. The record is from RefSeq and is a predicted model, not a curated record. The coding region runs from base 166 to 954 and encodes 262 amino acids. The transcript has 6 exons. Lineage: Eukaryota; Metazoa; Arthropoda; Malacostraca; Decapoda; Palaemonidae.
CACGACUCAACGGCGUCACCCCAGCCAGCCAUCUCCGGCCAUUUCCACAGUGCGAGUCGCUUCGAAAGGUGUUACGGACGUGUGGUGAUCCACUUCACUUUGGUUUUUAAUCGUGUGUUUCACUGGAAGAGUAUCAUAUUGGACGCUGUUCUUACUUGUGCAGCAAUGCCUCCAAAGACAAAAAUUUUUGUUGGCAAGUUGCCUCCAACUUGCAAGGAUUUUGAACUUCGAAAAUUAUUUGAAAGAUAUGGUGAGGUUACAGAAUGCUCAAUUCUCGGCAAUUAUGCAUUUGUUCACAUGAAAACAGAGGACCAGGCAGCAGCAGCAAUCAGAAAUUUAAACAAUUGGGAUCUGAAUGGCUUCAAAAUCAGUGUUGAGCAAUCUACAGGUGAAAAGAGAGCUGGUGGAGGGAUGGGUGGUGGUCGAGGUGGUAUGGGCGGAUUCAGAGGCCGUGGUGGACCCAUGAGAGGUCGUGGCAUGCCACGUCCUGGUCCAUAUGACAGAAGACCUCCAAUGGGCGAUAGAUUUGGUCCUCCUCCUCCUGGCCCACCUCCAGCACCUCCAAUGAGAAAUGGAUAUUAUGAUGAUUAUGAAAGACGUGACAGACGGCCUCUGCCACCCCCAGGAAGUGGUCUUGAUAGACGUCCACCACCUCCCCCAAUGCCAAGGGAACCAGCUUACAGAGACCCUUAUGACAGAUAUGAUUCAUAUGAUCGUAUGCCCCCACCACCUAUGGGUAGACGGACACCACCCCCAAUGGACCGAAGACCACCUCCAAUGGGCUAUGACCGAAGAGAUGAUCCUUACAGUGAUAUGUAUGGGCCAAGGGCAGACCGUGAUAUUUAUGGAGGUGGAAGGGAUAUGUUCCCACCUCGUGGACGCUCCCCACCUAGACGUAGUCCACCCCGUCGCUACCCCGGUCCUCCCCGUGACAUGCCCCCCAGACGCUUUUAGAUGCCAAGUAGAGGCUGACUGCAACGUGUGCAUGCACCCGCCGAUAAUCAGAUCUUGGUGGCAGAGAUGCAUAGUUCCAACACGGAAGUUCUUGGAAUCAUGUUAGCGUCUGAACAAUACUGAUGAUUGGAUACUUAUAUAUAUAGCGUAUAUGAACAAAAGAACCUAAAGUCUCAUGAUGUUUCAAGGUUACAAAACCUGAAGAUCGUUAAUGUUUACCCAAUGUGUAAUGCGUACCAAUAAAUCUUAUUUUUAAGGAAACCUAAAGAGAA